Messenger RNA from Argiope bruennichi, 2337 nucleotides. RefSeq names its product D-3-phosphoglycerate dehydrogenase-like. Gene Ontology annotation, biological process: L-serine biosynthetic process. The record is from RefSeq and is a predicted model, not a curated record. Gene Ontology annotation, molecular function: phosphoglycerate dehydrogenase activity; NAD binding. NCBI's taxonomy places the organism in Eukaryota, Metazoa, Arthropoda, Arachnida, Araneae, Araneidae. The transcript has 11 exons. Bases 45 to 1709 code for a protein of 554 amino acids.
CCAUAUCUACUCUCUUGACGGACAGGUUCUUUUGAAAUCGUGUUAUGGUACUUGGUGCUCGCAAAAAAUACUCCUCCUCUACCGUCCUCCCUUAUCCCUCAGUUAUGAAUUUCGAAAAAGGUGUCCUCAUUCCCGAGCCCGUGGAUCCCAAAUGUGUGGAGAUUCUGCAAGACAUUGAUAUUCCUGUGGUCGUCAAAGUCGGACUGAAGCCUGAUGAACUAAAAAAGGAAAUUAAACAAUUUAGUGGGCUGAUUAUUCGUUCAGCCACAAAAGUAACAGCAGAUCUCCUUGCUGCAGCAGAAAAUCUGAGAGUUAUAGGACGUGCUGGAGUUGGUGUGGACAAUAUUGAUCUCGAGGCUGCAACUGAAAAGGGUGUUCUAGUAAUUAAUGCUCCUGGUGGAAAUACUUUAAGUGCUGCUGAAUUAACAUGUGUAAUGAUAACUUCUCUCUCACGAAAUAUAUAUGAAGCAGCCUCUUCUUUAAAAGCUGGAAAAUGGGACCGAAAAAGUUUCAUGUCCAAUGAGUUGGAUGGAAAAACUUUAGCUAUCAUUGGACUUGGCCGUAUUGGGAGAGAAGUAGCUCACAGAAUGCAGUCUUUUGGAAUGAAAACAAUUGGAUUUGAUCCAUUAGUUCCUGCUGAAGAAAGUAAAAAAUUCAAUGUUGAAAGUAUGGAACUAGAAAAAAUCUGGCUUCUUGCUGACUACAUUACUGUCCAUACUCCUCUAAUACCACAAACUACCAAUAUGAUUAAUGAAGCAGUUUUCGCCAAGUGUCGUAAAGGAGUUAAAAUCAUUAAUUGUGCUCGUGGUGGAAUUGUUGAUGAAACUGCUUUACUUGCUGCUUUAAAAUCAGGGCAGUGUGGAGGAGCAGGUCUAGAUGUGUACACGCAGGAACCUCCUAAAUGUACUGAAUUGCUACAGCACCCAAAAGUUAUCUGCACUCCUCAUUUAGGAGCAAGUACAUAUGAAGCUCAAUGCAGAGUUGCAGAAGAAAUAGCACAACAAUUUGUUAGUCUUCAUAGAGGGCAACCUAUUCAUGGAAUAGUCAACUCCCCAGCAUAUAGUUUGUCCAGGCUCCAUGGUCAAUGGGCAAAGAUUAGUAAAACUCUUGGAGCUUUUAUUUCAAUGCUGUUUACUGAUUUCGAUAAAACUAUUUCUGUAACUGUUAAUGUUUAUGGACGUGAAUUGCAAAAAAAAGAACCCCUCUUCGCUACAGCUGUUCUUAUGGGAAUACUUAAACAAAGAUGUGGUAUUGAUGCAAAUUAUGUAAAUGCAGUCAAAUUAGGUAGAGAGCGUGGCUUUCAGGUCACCAAAGUCAUCAACAAUCACAUAAGCUUGGACAGCGUAUCAGUUGAAUUGACAGCAACUGGUAUUACAGGAACACACUCUAUUCUAGGGACCUUGAAUAAUGGAGAACCUGCUUUGUGCAAUAUUGAUAAUUGCCAAUUUAAAACAGUGCCUUACCUUUCAAACGACUUAGUUUUCGUGAAAGGAUCUAAUGCCAAUGAUUUAAUGCUUAAAGUCUUUGGAAUCUUAGCUCUGAAUAAUCUGGUGCACAAUAUUGCAUGGGCUGAAAGGCCAAAGGAUAGUGAAGGCAGUUGGUGUGUUCUACAAACUAGAGGUAAGGUAGAAGAAAUGCCUGACGAAGUGAUCGAACAGAUAAAAUCUGCAAGAAGAUAUGUAGAUUUUUGGCAGCAGCUGCAGCUUUAAAGAUUUUUUGAACUCCCUCUUUACAUUUUUAAUACUAUAAGCAAAAUAAUAAUUUAUUUUAUCAAUUAAAAAAAAAUCAUUUUUUUUCCUUUUGUGGCAUAUAUUUACCAAAAUAUAUCUAGAUUUUAUGAAGGGGAAAUUCAUAUUCAAAAUUAGGGCAUUAAUCUAAUAAUAAUGUAUCUAUUGUUAAAUGCUUUUCAUACUUUUUCCUAUUAAUCAUUCUUUUAUUACAAGAUUUAAUUUUUAAUGUAUAUUUUGUUUCUAAAUUGACAAAAAAAACUCUGAAUUUUUGAUUCUGAUUGUCGAUUUACUUUUAUGCUAAUUUAUUUUAAUUUUUAUAUUUUUAUAAAAUGGCAUUUUUGUGGAAGUUAUGACUUUCUUAAUUUUUAUAUAGAUAGAUAUGUGUAUAUAUAUGAUGCGAGUCAGAAUAAUGUUACGUGUGUAUGUGCCAUAUAUUUACAUUCCAGAAAAAGAUUUGUUAAAUGUUUAGUAAAAAAAUUGUUUAAAACUUUUACAUAUUAAUUUAAAAUUAUUAGAAAGCUGUAUAGAUUAUUGCCUCAAUAUGUUGUCUUGUGUCAUUGUUUGAAUGUACAUAAAAAAAAAUGAAAUAAAGGCUUUUAGAAUGGCA